GUUCCUUUCGGAGAAUCACAGCAGCAGUCCAGGGGCAGAAAGAAAGACAGGAAGAAAGUGAAGGCAAGCUCUUAACCUGCAACCUGAAAACUUCCCUCUCUCACACACCAGCAAGACUUUCCUGCAGAAGAAAGAAAAUAAAAGAAGACAGAAUUGCCUGCCUGCAAGAUUAAUCUAUUUUUGAGAACUACUUAUUAAGAACCAAGAAACCUCUGCAGGUGUGAAAAGCAAUCUGAUUCUUAAAACAACAUGACAACCCAAAUAGACACUAGCAUACAUUAUAACUAUGAGUAUGAAGAGGACGAGUAUAUGAACCAAGAGGAAGAAUGGGACAGGGACAUGCUCCUGGACCCUGCCUGGGAGAAACAGCAAAGAAAGACAUUUACAGCAUGGUGCAAUUCCCACCUACGGAAAGCAGGCACGCAGAUCGAGAACAUUGAAGAGGAUUUCAGGAAUGGCCUUAAACUGAUGUUGCUCUUGGAGGUCAUUUCAGGAGAAAGACUUCCAAAGCCAGACAGAGGAAAGAUGCGUUUCCAUAAAAUCGCAAAUGUCAACAAAGCCCUGGAUUUUAUAGCUAGCAAAGGUGUCAAACUUGUCUCAAUUGGUGCAGAAGAAAUUGUAGAUGGCAAUGUGAAAAUGACCCUGGGCAUGAUCUGGACAAUCAUCCUUCGUUUUGCAAUUCAAGAUAUUUCAGUAGAAGAGACAUCUGCCAAAGAAGGACUGCUGCUGUGGUGCCAGAGGAAAACAGCACCGUACAGAAAUGUGAACAUUCAGAACUUCCAUCUGAGCUGGAAAGACGGCCUUGCCCUCUGUGCGCUUAUCCAUAGACACCGACCUGAUCUUAUUGAUUACUCCAAGCUAUCUAAGGAUGACCCACUGCGGAAUAUAAAUCUUGCCAUGGAAGUUGCUGAAAAGCAUUUGGAUAUCCCAAAGAUGUUGGACGCAGAAGAUAUUGUGAACACCCCCAAGCCUGAUGAGAGAGCUAUCAUGACUUAUGUUUCCUGCUUCUACCAUGCUUUUGCUGGAGCAGAGCAGGCGGAAACAGCAGCUAAUCGGAUUUGUAAGGUACUUGCUGUGAACCAAGAAAAUGAAAAGUUGAUGGAAGAAUAUGAAAGGCUAGCAAGUGAGCUUUUAGAAUGGAUUCGUCGCACAACUCCUUGGCUGGAAAACAGGACCCCAGAGAAUACUAUGGCGGCUAUGCAGAAGAAGUUAGAGGACUUCAGGGAUUAUCGCCGUAAACACAAGCCUCCCAAAGUCCAAGAAAAAUGUCAGCUGGAGAUCAAUUUCAAUACAUUGCAGACAAAACUGAGGAUCAGCAAUAGGCCAGCUUUCAUGCCAUCAGAAGGAAAGAUGGUUUCAGACAUUGCUAGCGCUUGGCAAAGACUUGAGCAGGCAGAGAAGGGCUACGAGGAAUGGCUACUGAAUGAAAUUCGAAGGCUUGAGCGACUCGAACAUUUGGCUGCCAAAUUUAGGCAAAAGGCUUCUUCACAUGAAACCUGGGCUUAUGGCAAAGAGCAGAUUCUGCAGCAAAAGGAUUAUGAAGCUGCGACUCUGACAGAGAUCCGUGCUUUGUUGAGGAAACAUGAGGCUUUUGAGAGUGACUUGGCUGCUCACCAGGACAGAGUGGAACAGAUCGCUGCCAUAGCCCAAGAGCUGAAUGAACUGGACUACCAUGAUGCUGCAAGUGUCAAUGAUCGGUGUCAGAAGAUAUGUGAUCAGUGGGACAGGCUGGGAACACUUACUCAGAAGAGGAGGGAAGCAUUGGAGAGGACAGAGAAAUUGUUGGAAACAAUUGACCAGCUUCACCUGGAGUUUGCUAAGAGAGCUGCUCCGUUUAACAACUGGAUGGAAGGUGCAUUGGAAGACUUGCAAGACAUGUUUAUUGUUCAUAGCAUAGAGGAGAUCCAGAGUUUGAUCACUGCCCACGAACAGUUUAAGGCCACUUUACCUGAGGCAGAUGGUGAAAGGCAAGCUAUUGUAUCAAUCCAUAAUGAAGUGGAAAAAGUGAUUAACAGUUACAGCCUCAGGAUAAGUCCUAACAACCCUUACUCCACUGUCACUCUGGAUGAGAUCCGUACCAAAUGGGAUAAGGUAAAACAGCUUGUCCCAGUAAGGGAUCAAUCGCUGCAAGAGGAGCUGGCCCGCCAGCAUGCAAAUGAACGCCUGCGCCGCCAGUUUGCUGCUCAGGCCAAUGUCAUUGGACCCUGGAUCCAAACCAAGAUGGAGGAAAUUGCCCGAAGCUCUGUUGACAUAGCAGGGCCAUUAGAGGACCAGAUGAACCAAUUAAAGCAGUUUGAGCACAAUAUCAUAAAUUACAAGCUUAAUAUUGACAAACUAGAAGGAGACCAUCAACUGAUUCAAGAAGCCCUGGUGUUCGAUAAUAAGCACACCAAUUAUACAAUGGAGCAUAUUCGUGUUGGAUGGGAGCUGUUACUGACCACCAUUGCCCGAACGAUCAAUGAAGUUGAGAAUCAGAUUCUUACAAGAGAUGCCAAAGGAAUCACCCAGCAACAAAUGAAUGAAUUCAGAGCAUCAUUUAAUCACUUUGACAGGAAGAAGAAUGGGCUCAUGGACCAUGAUGACUUCAGAGCCUGCUUAAUUUCCAUGGGCUAUGAUCUGGGAGAAGCUGAGUUUGCCCGAAUCAUGUCCUUAGUUGAUCCCAACGGUCAGGGAACAGUCUCCUUCCAAUCUUUUAUUGACUUCAUGACCAGAGAGACUGCAGACACUGACACUGCUGAACAAGUUAUAGCUUCUUUCAAAAUCCUGGCUUCAGAUAAGCCUUAUAUUCUUGCCGAGGAGCUGCUUCGAGAACUGCCACCUGAGCAAGCUCAGUACUGCAUCAAAAGAAUGCCAGCCUACAAAGGUCCAGCUGGUGUUCCUGGAGCUCUGGAUUAUACCUCAUUUUCAUCAGCAUUGUAUGGCGAAAGUGACCUGUAACGAGCAGCGGUCACCUUAGGCAUGUUUCCAGUUUGCUCAUUGAAAAGUGUGGCAAGCUGACUUCAAAAUAAGUUUAGCAGGUACAUUCAGUGAGGAACCAGUAUAUCAAAUAAAGUGUGCAGCAUUGAUAGUUUUUUACAUCGUUCAUAUGUAGUUUGUCAGCCUUCUAUACCGGUAGUUACCCACUGCAUUUGCCUAACGCCUUACUUGGUUGUAAUUUAAAUUUAAAAAAACAAAGCCUGUAGGAAGUAUUUCUCUCAGUGUCAAGUUAGGAAGCCUCAGGAAAAAGAUAAAAUAUUGAAACCUUUUGAAAGUUUAACCCAUUAAAACAUUAAAAUUCAUGAAAUGUUUUCCUUAAGAAUUAUCCACGCUUUAUGCAAGUCUUUCACAGUCUCCCCUCCAGGUGCCUGUUUUUUUUUCUUUGAUGCUGAAGUACUGCUCUCAUCUGUGGAGACCAGAUUUGGCACGCUUCUGCAGGCUAGAGUUGCAUAUAUGAGAGAAACAAGGAAAUGAAUCAAACCAAGAACAUACUACCUAAUAUCAUACGGAACUCUAAUGAAUUUAUUUAUUUUAAUGUGUAACUCUGUUUUUAAAUUUUGGUUUGGCUUUCUGUUGACAUAAAAGUCACGGAGCCUCAGGAGUUCUAUGUCAGCUGAUGGAUGAUAAGUUGUAGCCUUAACCUUAAAAGCAAUAGAUUAUAUUCAGCUAAGUCCUAUUCAGAGCACAGCCAUUAAAAUCAGCAGACAAGUUGCGGAAGUCCAUUUAUUUCAAUGGCUCUGCUCUGAGUAUGACUAAUAUUGGUUAUCACCUAAUACCUGGCUUUUACCUGGGCAGCUGAAAGGGCACAAAAUUAACAGGAUACUAUAAAGAAGCUCAACAUGUUUGUGUUAAAUUGUUUUGCUUUUUGCGGUGUUCAUUGUUCUGCUGCAUUUGUUCUUGAUUAACGCUGAAUGUCAGUUUUUACUCAGUUUUUUUUACCUUAGUACAGCAAUUGUAUGGCAGGUAACCAUUGGUAACCAUUGGUAACCAUUUGUCAUCUUAGAAGCCUAUAUAGAGCAAUAAACUUGAAUACUUGAAGCAGUCAUUGGGGGGGGGGAUGCAAUGCAAGCACUUAGAAGUAUCAGCAAAUGGCAAUGAACACCAUACAGCCCUGUAUUCUUAAAAUGUGCCUGUUAAAUAAAGCCUGCUUUUCAAACCUUAAAA
Messenger RNA from Zootoca vivipara (common lizard), 4140 nucleotides. RefSeq names its product actinin alpha 2 (gene ACTN2). Gene Ontology annotation, molecular function: calcium ion binding; protein binding. NCBI's taxonomy places the organism in Eukaryota, Metazoa, Chordata, Lepidosauria, Squamata, Lacertidae. The record is from RefSeq and is a predicted model, not a curated record.